GGCGGGGCGCAGGAGCCGCGGGCGGCGGCCGGGGCGGAGGAGCCAGCGCGGCCCAUGGCUCCGCGGCUGCCGCUGCUGCUGCUGCUGCUGUUGCUGCUGCUGCCGGCGGCGCUGCUGGUGCCGGCGGCGGCGGCGGCGGCGGCAGGAGGGGGGCGACGGGCGGCGGUCGCCGACGGGACGGUCGCUAACUUGACGGUGGCGGUGGUACUGCCCGAGCGCAACGUGAGCUACGCGUGGGCUUGGCCGCGCGUGGGGCCGGCGCUGAGCCUGGCGCUGGAAGCGCUGGAGCGGGGCGAACCGCCGCUAUUGCCGCGGCCCUUCUCGGUGCGCGUCGAGUUCAUGAGCUCGGAGCUGGAGGGCGCUUGCUCCGAGUACGUGGCACCGCUCAACGCCGUGGACCUGAAGCUCUACCACGACCCCGACGUCCUUUUCGGGCCAGGCUGCGUCUACCCCGCCGCUUCCGUGGGGCGCUUCGCCUCACACUGGCGGCUGCCGCUCAUCACCGGCGGGGCGGUGGCAGCCGGUUUCAGCCGCAAACGGGAGCAUUACAGCACGACGGUGCGUACCGGGCCCUCAGCACCUAAACUGGGCGCCUUCGUCUCCCACCUCCACGCUCACUUCAACUGGAGCGCCCGCGCCGUCCUCCUCUACGUGGACCGCAAGACCGACGACCGACCCUACUACUUCACCGUCGAGGGCGUCUACCAGGAGCUGCAGGACGGCAGCAACCUCACCGUGCGCCAUCACAUCUACUCCCCCGAUGAGGGCGGCCCCGACACUGCCGUGCACUUCAUCAAGGCCAACGGGCGCGUGGUGUAUCUCUGUGGGCCGCCGGAGAUGCUGCGGCAGAUCAUGCAGCUGGCACAGCGGGAGAACCUCACCAACGGCGAUUACGUCUUCUUCUACCUGGAUGUCUUCGGGGAAAGCCUGCGGGGCGACUCUGCCCGUGACCCCUUCAAGCCCUGGCAGCAGAGCCCGGGCCAGGACUCGGGGCUGCGUGAGGCUUUCCAGAUGGUGCUGGUGAUCACCUACUAUGAGCCCCAAAACCCUGAGUACCAGCACUUCCAAACCCAGCUCAUCCUGCGAGCCAAGCAAAAAUUUGGGGUGCAGCUCAACUACUCCCUGAUGAACCUGGUGGCGGGGUGUUUCUAUGAUGGGAUGCUGCUGUACGCCAUGGUACUGAACGAGACCCUGCAGGAGGGUGGCUCCAAGAAAAACGCCACCCACAUCAUUGAGAAGAUGCGGGACCGCAAGUUCCAGGGGGUGACAGGGCUGGUGAGCAUGGACAGCAACAAUGACCGGGACACUGACUUCAACCUGUGGGCAAUGGGUGACCCCAAGAGCGGGCAGUAUGAGGUGGUGGGACACUACUCGGGUGUGGAGAAGCAGAUCCACUGGCUGGGACGACCCAUUCCCUGGGUGAAAGGGGCCCCCCCCUUGGACAACCCACCCUGUGUCUUCGACGUGGAUGACCCCUCCUGCGAUAAAACCCCCCUCUCCAUGCUGGCGAUCGUGGCUUUGGGCACUGGCCUCACCUUUGUCAUGUUUGGCAUCUCCAGCUUCCUCAUCUUCAGGAAGCUGAUGCUGGAGAAGGAGCUUGCCAGCAUGCUGUGGAGGAUCCGCUGGGAUGAGCUGCAAUUUGGGAGCCCUGAGCGGUACCACAAGACAGCAGGCAGCCGGCUCACCUUGUCCCUGCGUGGCUCCAGCUACGGCUCCUUGAUGACCACCCAUGGCAAGUACCAGAUCUUCGCCAACACCGGCCACUUCAAGGGGAACGUGGUAGCCAUCAAGCACAUCAACAAGAAACGCAUUGAGCUGACACGGCAGGUGCUCUUCGAGCUGAAACACAUGCGGGACAUCCAGUUCAACCACCUGACCCGCUUCAUCGGGGCGUGCAUCGACCCCCCUAACAUCUGCAUCAUCACUGAGUACUGCCCACGGGGCAGCCUGCAGGACGUCCUGGAGAAUGACAGCAUCAACCUGGACUGGAUGUUUCGCUAUUCCCUCAUCAACGACAUUGUCAAGGGAAUGGCCUUCCUGCACAACAGCAUCAUCGGCCACCACGGCAGCCUCAAGUCAUCCAACUGCGUGGUGGACAGCCGCUUCGUGCUGAAGAUCACUGACUACGGGCUGGCUAGCUUCCGCUCACCCUGUGAUGGCGAGGACACACACGCCCUCUAUGCCAAGAAGCUGUGGACGGCUCCAGAGCUGCUGCAGAAGGGGCGCCUGCCCACCCCAGGUAUGCAGAAAGCUGACGUCUACAGCUUUGGUAUCAUCGUGCAGGAGGUCGCCCUGCGCAAUGGCCCCUUCUACAUCGAGGGCAUGGACCUGAGCCCCAAAGAGAUUGUGCAGAAGGUGCGUAACAGCCAGAAGCCCUUCUUCCGCCCCUCCAUCGACAUCGGGGUGCACAGUGAGGAGCUGGCAGUGCUGAUGGAGCGCUGCUGGGCGCAGGAGCCGGCCGAGCGCCCCGACUUCAGCCAGAUCAAGAUUUUCAUCCGUAGAUUCAACAAGGAGGGCAGCACCAGCAUCCUGGACAACCUGCUGUCACGCAUGGAGCAGUAUGCCAACAACCUGGAGAAGCUAGUGGAAGAGCGGACGCAGGCCUACCUGGAGGAGAAGCGCAAGGCAGAGAACCUCCUCUACCAGAUCCUGCCCCACUCCGUGGCGGAGCAGCUGAAGCGCGGGGAGACAGUGCGGGCCGAGGCUUUCGACAGUGUCACCAUCUACUUCAGCGACAUCGUGGGCUUCACCGCCCUCUCAGCAGAGAGCACCCCCAUGCAGGUUGUGACGCUGCUGAACGAUCUCUACACUUGCUUUGAUGCCAUCAUCGACAACUUUGAUGUCUACAAGGUGGAGACCAUCGGGGAUGCCUACAUGGUGGUGUCAGGACUGCCGGUGCGCAACGGGAAGCUGCACGCCCGUGAGAUCGUCCGCAUGGCUCUGGCCCUGCUUGAGGCUGUAAAAACUUUCAAGAUCCGGCACCGCCCCAACGACCAGCUCCACCUGCGCAUUGGCGUACACACCGCCCCGGGCUUCUCUCUGGCCACAGGUCCUGUGUGCGCUGGAGUCGUGGGUCUGAAGAUGCCGCGGUACUGCCUGUUUGGGGACACGGUGAACACUGCAUCCCGCAUGGAGUCCAAUGGCCAGGCCCUGAAGAUCCACGUCUCAUCCACCACCAAGGAAGUCCUGGAUGAGUUUGGCUGCUUUGAACUGGAGCUGCGCGGGGAUGUGGAGAUGAAGGGCAAGGGGAAGAUGCGGACAUACUGGCUGCUGGGUGAGAGGAAAGACCCCAAAGUCAUCUGAGCCUGGCGGCAGUGGUGGAGUCCCCAGCCCCGAUGGGGCCACCAUGCUUCCCGGUGCCUGGACCCCCAGGAUGCACCGGGGACCCCCCCCGUUACUGCAGCCCCCCCCCCCCACCGCAGCCUCCCUGCUUCAGCAGGGCUCAGGCACGGGGGGGCCAGCGGCCACAGCACCACCUGCCCCCCCUCCAUCGGCACCAGCAAAGCCCACCUCCCCCCCUCCUGCAGCCUCUGCGGGAGGGGUGGAACCGGCCCUGAUCCAGCCCAGGGGACCCUGUAUCCCCCCACUCCGGGUCCUGUCCCCCCUGCCCUCUCCCCUGUAGCUCAGCUGGCUCUGAGCUGCUCCCGGGGCCUGGCUGCCCCGCAGGACACUUUGCUGUCUCUUUUCAGUACCUGCCCCCCGGCAGAAGUUGCGCCCAUGUCACCCCCUCCCUGGGCGGGGGAAAUGCGGGCUCCUGCUGGGACUGACCCCUUGGCCAGGGCAGGCUUCAAUGCCGCGGCUCCCCCCCCUCCCCAAUCUCCCCCUCCCCUGUAUAUAGCCCCACUGGGUCAUGUAAAUACCUCCCCCCCUCCCCCAGGUGUAAAUAUAGGAGUCGCUGCAAACUAUUUUGUUGAAAUACAAACUUCCCCAAAUC
Molecule: messenger RNA, 3934 nt
Organism: Grus americana (Whooping crane)
Lineage: Eukaryota; Metazoa; Chordata; Aves; Gruiformes; Gruidae
Gene: NPR2
Product: natriuretic peptide receptor 2
Exons: 22
Coding region: 55-3303 (1082 amino acids)
Biological process (GO): intracellular signal transduction; protein phosphorylation; receptor guanylyl cyclase signaling pathway
Cellular component (GO): membrane
Molecular function (GO): natriuretic peptide receptor activity; ATP binding; peptide hormone binding
Source: RefSeq, a predicted model, not a curated record